Molecule: messenger RNA, 3766 nt
Organism: Lucilia sericata (common green bottle fly)
Lineage: Eukaryota; Metazoa; Arthropoda; Insecta; Diptera; Calliphoridae
Product: cytospin-A-like
Exons: 10
Coding region: 469-3651 (1060 amino acids)
Biological process (GO): actin cytoskeleton organization
Cellular component (GO): microtubule organizing center; filamentous actin
Molecular function (GO): protein binding
Source: RefSeq, a predicted model, not a curated record
CGUAGCAAAUCGUUGUCUGUUAACGGGGAGUUGUAUUUUCAGUAUAAAAUUUACACGUACAUCGGUUUUCUUUUAUAUUUUUUGUUGUUUUUUCUUAUUAUUGCGUGCGUGUGUGUGUUUAAUUAGAGUGUGAUUUUUUUUGGUGUUGUACUUACACGAUCAGUUUUUGUGUAAUAAGAUUUCUUAAUUUAAGAUAAAAAAAAUUAAUAAAUUACAAGAAACCAAAGUGUGUCAUCUAAUAAAUUCAAAGUUUAAUUAAAAAUUUAUUAAUUCAACUGAAAUAUUAAAAAGCGAACAAUUAUUAAAACAAAACAACUUUUACACCGAAAAAAAAAAACUUAAACAAAAUGGAAGUUUAACUAAAAAACUAUAAAAAAUUAUUAAAAGUAACAAUUUAUUCAUUGUUUGGAGACAACAGAUAACUUUUUAAUUUUCCAAAAACUUGACAAAUUUUAUUACAAAUAUAAAAUGAUUAAAUUAAAAUCCCUGUUCCGUAGAGGACAGACACCCUCUCAAAAUUCUUCUUCCUCCUCAACGAAACAUUCCAGCAACAAUAAUCGCAAUAAAUCCCAGUCUACGCAGUCUCUUAAUACAGCCAUCGAAAACGAAGAUAAACAAAACACGGCAGGCGGCAAUUCAUCAAAGAAAGUUCAUCCCUCUGAGCGAAAUCCUCUAUUAAAUAUCGAGGGUUCUUCCGCCGAAAGAGGUGUAGAUGUGGGUGAUGAUCAAUUGACACACAGUCAUAGUUUGGACCACAAGGCUAUAGCCCACAAUACCACUACUGGCCCUCAACACGCCAAUACUUUGCCGCAUAAGAAACAGAAAGGCACCACUCCUAAAAAAGGACAAAAACAACCUAAACCCCUACCAGCCACACCCUCAAAUAAUAAAAAAUCUUCUAACAAUACAAGCGAUGUAAUGUCUUCAAUGGCUGCUGUAGUACCGGGACAACAAACAACAACGGUGGGCACGGUUAAGAAUAAUAAUUUUAACGCCGCCUCUUCCAUAACAUCAUCACAUUCAAAUCCAGCUUUAUCUUCGAAUACUGCCUCCAAUAAUUCGGGCAAUAAUGUGGCUAAUGAUUUAUAUGCCAUAAAUCCGGCAUUUAUGGCUGCUGCCGCAGCUGCUAGUUAUCAAUUGUUAAAUAACGAACAGCAACAAAUUUUAGAGGCUACCAAUAGCAAAAUGCAGGAACUGCAAACACAAUUGGAUCGUUUAGGUCGUGAAAAACUGCUGGCAGAAUCACGUGUCAAUGAAUUGUUGCCGUAUCAAAGUGAAGUGACUAAACUUAAACAGGAACUUAUGAAAAUGCAGAGUGUCCAAGAGAAAAAUCAAUUGGAAAUUGCUAAUUUAAAAUAUGAAAAUGAAUCAUUAAGAAAUCGUUUAAGAGACGUGGUCAAUUCUCCACUAUCGGAUGCGGAAAAACAUCAAAUUAUACAAGAUUCACAACGUUUGCAUAGUUCAGCACCAGCUUCUAUAGCAUUGCCCACAACAACAGACAAUGAUAAUGGUGGCACUCCAUGCCUUACACCCGACUGGGAUAAACACUCCUCGUCUAGUGAAAUAUCUGUAGCUUGUUUACAGGAUAAAAUCAUACAAAUGGAAGAAACCCAUUACUCGACUAAUGAAGAAUUACAAGCUACACUCCAAGAAUUAGCCGAUUUACAAGUUCAACUUACCGAUGCUCAUGCCGAAAACGAACGUUUAGCCGAAGAAAAAGAUGUUCUUUUCCAAUCGUUAUGUCGACAAACCGAAAAACUUAAUGAAUCCCGUACACAAAUCAAUAAUCUACAAGAAUUGCUAUUAAGAGAUGCCAAACAAACGAGUGCUGCUGAAGAAGUAGCCAAUACGGAGCGUGAAAAGAAAUUGAUGGAUUUAAUAAAAAGUGCUCAAGAUGAACGUGAAGCGGUUUUAGUUAAACACGAAGAAUUAAAUGGUGAAAUACAGGAAAUGCGUCAAACGCAUGAAGCUCAAAAUCUAGAACAAUCACGUCUACGUGAACGUAUUGCUCUUUUAGAAUCUUCCAUAGAUGCUGAGCAUGCUCAACGCAAACAAAUGGAAACACAGCUAUUAAGCGCCAAAGAGGAAAUUUCCCAUGGUCUUAUCGAAAUCAAUCGUUUAACUACUUUGCUAGAGAAUGCUAAAGCUAAAAUAGAAGAACUUGAACAAGAUUUGGCUCGAGGUGAUAAAACCGAUCUUAGUGAUCUUUUGGAUACAGCACGCAAAGAGAAAGAUGUUUUAGAAGAAAAAGUGGCCGAAUUGCAAGAUCAAUGGUCUCGCAGCCAGGCAGAGGCAAGACGCCUUAAAGAACAACUUACCGAUGUUACCGAAGAGCUUAAAGUCUCUAAAAAUAAUGCCAAAUGUGCUCUCUCACAUCUCGAAUAUCGUUUUGAACAAUUGCAACAGGAAAAAGACAAACUUACUUUGGAAAAUCAACAACUUUGUGAAACCUCCUCGGAGUUACAAGUACAAUGUAAAUGUCACUUGGAGGAUAAAACACAACUACAAAAUCUUUUAGCUGAAACACAAAAACAUCUCUCCGAAAUGGAACGUAAACUCAAUGAUACUCAAACACAAUUGGAAGAUUUGCAACAAUUACGCAAACAGGAGAUAGAAGAAUGGCAACAGUUCCAGUCGGAUCUAUUGAUGACGGUACGUGUGGCCAAUGAUUUUAAGACUGAAGCCUUAAGUGCUAGAGAACAAUUAGUUUUGGAUAAUAAAACCCAAAAGGAAAAGAUACGUAUGCUCGAGCAGCAAAUUGAAAAAUUAACCAAACAACCUUUAUUUACAGAACAACAACAAACUGAAACCCAACAAUCUGUAUUAACAACCGUGCAACAGGAAAUGGCCUCUAGACGCAGUAAAAUUGGCAGCUUUUCAAGACAGGAUUCCAGACUGUCCGUUAAGACUUUAAUUGAAAGUAUAGAAAAUAAUAAACAGACUGCUAAAACCGAAGAACCAGAAUCUCGUUAUAGUUCUUCCUCCAGCUUAAAUAGUAGCACUACACCCGAAAUAACUACCAGUACUAUGCCUUUAAGCAAUACAAAUACCAAUACAACUGACUGGUCGGAAAAUGUUUCUCGCUUAACACCUUUGAUAGGCAGCUUAAAUACAACAACAACGACAACGGCAGCUUGUACACCAAAUACUACAAAUAAUACCACAACCACAUUGGUAUCCUCAUUGAAUACCAACACAACCAAAGGUCCUUUAAGGGAACAACAACAGCAGCAAUCAAAUAUACACAUUAGUAGUUUAAAUAAUGUCUCCAAAUCUUUAUUAAGUGGCGAACGUAAGGAUCCCUUAAAUAUGCUGGCCAAAAAUGGUGGUUCGAAGCGUAAUGCUUUAUUAAAAUGGUGUCAAAAUAAAACCGUAGGCUAUCGCAAUAUCGACAUCACAAAUUUCAGUUCAUCCUGGAAUGAUGGUUUAGCAUUUUGUGCAAUUUUACAUUCCUAUUUACCGGAUCGCAUUCCUUAUGAUACUUUAAGUCCAACCAAUAAACGACGUAACUUUUCUUUAGCAUUUGCCGCAGCCGAAUCGGUUGGCAUAACCACAACUUUGAAUAUAAAUGACAUGUGUCAAAUAGAACGUCCCGAUUGGACUCAAGUAAUGUCUUAUGUUACUGCUAUUUAUAAACAUUUUGAAACUUAAGUUUAAUUUAUUCAUACUUCUUCUCUAUUCAUAAACUUACUAUAUUUACCUUUAACCUUUAUAUAUUUAAAAAAAAACGUAAUAAUUAGUUUUAAUUUAAACGUAUAUAUUUAAA